This is a messenger RNA of Arvicanthis niloticus (Nile rat), 2401 nucleotides long. NCBI's taxonomy places the organism in Eukaryota, Metazoa, Chordata, Mammalia, Rodentia, Muridae. The record is from RefSeq and is a predicted model, not a curated record.
CAAAAACAUACACAUCACCUUUAAAUCCAGCACUCAGGAAGCAGAGGCAGGCAGAUCUCUGUGACGAUCAUGGUCAGCAUGAUUUAUAAGUUCCAAGCUAGGACUACUUAAGAAGAUCCUGACUAAAAGAAAACAAACACGCGAAAAAAACGACGGACAGAGACAGAGACAAAAGAGAUUUUUAAAUCAAACAGGCUGGCAUGAACGUUUCUGAUAGCACUAGCCCAGAACAGCAGCCCCCCAAAAGGGACAGGCAGCUGUUUUUCUGCUCACUGCCCGACUGGUUGACACAUUAAUAGGCAUUUAAAAUUUCGAAAGAAGUGGAGCUGGAAAGAUGGUUCAGCAAUUAAGAGCACUGGAUGCUUUUCCAGAGGACAUGGGUCCAGUUCUCGGCAACCAAACGCAGUUAACAACAGUCUAUAACACCAGUUCCGGAGGAUCCGACAUUCUCUUUGACUUCCGUAUGUACUACACGCACGUGGUGCACAGACAUACAUGCAGGCUGAACACCCAUGCAGACACAUUAAGAAAAUCUUAAAACCAAGUAAUUUUAACGUUAGAGUCCCAGAGGCUGCCCAUACCGACCACCUCCUUUACCCAGCUUCACCAGAUAAGGAAACUGAGGCCAGACUCAGUGACGUCAGCCGGUGCUCAACCGCAGACCGACCGGAAAUGUCCAGGCCGGGAUUCGAAUUGGGGAUCCUAUCCUCCUAGCCUGGGCUCUCGAUGACCACCUUGCUUACUUUGGACGUAAGCGGCUGCACAGCCCACAUUGUGAGGACCACAUGGCAUGCGUUCUAUAAAAAGCGCCACUCUUUGGCCUCGACGUCCAGUCGGCGUCCACUGUGGGCCAGGCUCCAACUCGCCCCCUCCGCGGCCAUCGCUAGCCACUCCGCGACUCCACUGGGCGCCCUGGUCCACCGCAGACGACGCCGACAGGAAGUCCCACCUCCGCGCGCGCCCCCGAGUACCGGGACAGCCAUGCUAACCAAUGAGCGUCGCGUCUUCGAAGACACUGACCAAUAGUAAAGCGUGCUGAGAAGGGGGCGUGUCUGGGCCGCGGGGCCGGGGAGCGGGUCGUGCGCGCUGAGGAGGAGCCGCAGCCGUCGCCGUCGCCGUCGCCGCCGCCGCCGCCGCCGCCGCCGCUACCGCUACCGCUCUGCCGCCGCCACCACCGCUACCGAGGCCGUGCGGAGCCGUUAUCGCCGCGCCGCCCGCCCCGGAGCAGAGCCCCGGGCGUUCCAGCCCGUGUUCAGAUUUUUAAAUAAUACAAUGUCUAAUGGUUAUGAAGACCACAUGGCGGAAGACUGCAGGGAUGACAUUGGGAGAACGAAUUUAAUUGUCAACUACCUCCCUCAGAACAUGACCCAGGAGGAACUACGAAGUCUGUUCAGCAGCAUUGGCGAGGUUGAAUCUGCAAAGCUUAUUCGGGAUAAAGUAGCAGGACACAGCUUGGGCUACGGCUUUGUGAACUAUGUGACUGCAAAAGAUGCAGAGAGAGCAAUCAGCACACUGAAUGGCUUGAGACUCCAGUCCAAGACCAUUAAGGUGUCAUAUGCUCGCCCAAGCUCAGAGGUCAUCAAAGAUGCCAACUUGUACAUCAGUGGGCUCCCAAGGACCAUGACACAGAAGGAUGUGGAAGACAUGUUUUCUCGGUUUGGGCGAAUCAUCAACUCCAGGGUCCUUGUGGAUCAGACCACAGGUUUGUCCAGAGGGGUUGCCUUUAUCCGGUUUGACAAACGGUCGGAAGCAGAAGAGGCAAUUACCAGUUUCAAUGGUCAUAAACCCCCAGGUUCCUCUGAGCCCAUCACAGUGAAGUUUGCAGCCAAUCCCAACCAGAACAAAAACAUGGCUCUUCUCUCGCAGCUGUAUCACUCGCCUGCUAGGCGGUUUGGAGGCCCUGUGCACCACCAGGCACAGAGAUUCAGGUUCUCCCCUAUGGGUGUAGAUCACAUGAGUGGGAUUUCUGGUGUCAAUGUCCCCGGCAAUGCUUCCUCGGGCUGGUGCAUCUUCAUCUACAACCUUGGGCAAGACGCCGAUGAGGGGAUCCUCUGGCAGAUGUUUGGCCCCUUUGGUGCAGUUACCAAUGUGAAAGUGAUUCGUGAUUUCAACACCAACAAGUGCAAAGGGUUUGGUUUUGUGACCAUGACAAACUAUGAAGAAGCUGCAAUGGCCAUAGCAAGUCUGAACGGCUACCGCCUGGGGGACAAAAUUUUACAGGUUUCCUUCAAAACCAACAAGUCCCACAAAUAACUCGCUCAUGCUUUUUUUCUUUCUUUCUUUUUUUCCUUUUCUUUUUUCUUUUUUUGUACGGAAUAGAUAAUUAAGAGUGAAGAAGUUGAAACUUUUUUGUUAGUGUACAACUCAUUUUGCGCCAAUUUUCACAAGUGUUUGUCUUAGU